AAGGUAUGUUUGGUGCAAAAAAGCAAAAAAAUCACCAAAAGAACACCAUACUUACGGUGCAGCAUGGUGGUGGCAGCAUCAUGCCAGAACUAGGGCUUUUAUCAAGGUGGUGGGAAAUACCAGUCAAUUUUAGUCCAAACCUGCUAGUAAGAUGAAGAAGGCAUUUCAUCUCAGCAUGACAAUAACCCAAAGCAUACAUCCAAAUCAACAAAGGAAUGCGUUAACCAAAAGAAGAUCAAUUUUAUGAAUACAACUAAAAAUCUGUGUCGUGACCUGAAGCAAACUGUGCACAGGAGAUGCCCUUAGAAUUUGAUGGAUCUAGAAUGUUUUUUGCACGAAAGAGUGGGAAAAUAUUGCCAAGUCAAAGAUGUGCCAUGCUGAUAGACUCUUCCCCAAAAAGAUUGAGUGAAAUCAAAAUCAAAAGGUGAUUCAACAAAAUAUAGUUUAGGGGUGUGCACAUGUAUGCAACUAGGUUAUUGUAACUUUUUAAAUUUUUCCUAUUUUUCUCUAAAAUGUUCGAUUGUUUUGCAUUUAAAUUUUGUACGUUGUAAUUUUAUGUUGAGGAUGGAAAAAGUUCUGACAUGAUUUAUCUUGGUUUCUUUUUUUUUUAACGUCACAAAAACCUGCCAUUUUAACACGGUUGUGUAGACUUUUUAUAUCGAUUGAAGCUAUAGGCUAUAGUGCUUAUACAAAGGAUCAAUCUUUAACUUGCACUUAAUACAAGAAGCAAGCAUAUGCAUGUCAGUAUGUGGAAAGUAUGAAAUUUAAACAACAUUAAGCAAUUUAACGCUGCUAUAAAUAUUAGCCUGUUAUACAGGUUUUCUCUCUUAUUGGUCCUUGCUUGCUGUGCGGGGAAGCUCAGUUUCCUCAUGCUUUUGGGAUGUUUCAUGUUUCACACAGGCUGAAACUUUCUGUCAUCUGUCACCCUCCUCAGCAUUCUUACCUUUCAGUGCACCUCAUAGCCGACACGCUGCAGUCCACACUAUGGACUUUCAUAUAAAUCGGUGGUAUUUAUUUAGUUUAAUCAGUUUUUGCACUCUCGUUGGACAAAAUGAAGGCAUCACAAGAACCUUCUUCAUCGGGAUAAGAGAAGAAAACUGGGAUUAUGCGCCAGGUGGUUAUAACCACAUCACUGGGAAACCAUUUACUCAGGAUGAACACGCAUCUCUGUUCCUGCUUCAAGGUCCCCAUCGGAUUGGCCAUGUGUAUAAGAAAGCCGUAUAUAGGCAGUACACAGAUGCGACAUACACACAGGAGAUCCUCAAACCCACUUGGCUGGGUUACCUGGGGCCUGUAAUUCGGGCUGAGGCUGAAGACGUCAUAGUGAUCCACCUGAAGAACUUUGCCUCCAGAAGAUAUUCAAUUCACCCACAUGGAGUCCACUACGAGAAGGACUCAGAGGGAGCCCUAUAUCCAGAUGGGACCUCUGGAGCAAAGAAGCAGGAUGAUAAUGUUCCUCCUGGUGGAAAUUAUACUUAUAGGUGGACAGUAAAGCCAGAGUUUGCUCCCACUCAGGGAGAUCCCAACUGUCUGACUUGGGCUUACCAUUCACAUGUGAUUGCCUUCAAAGACAUCUCUUCUGGACUUAUAGGAGCCCUGCUAACUUGCAAGAAAGGAAUCCUGCAGCCUGUUUCCGAAGUGAACUAUUCCCAGGUAUCAUCAGUGUUUACCAACUCUCAGGUACGAAGGACAGAUGUUGAUAAGGACUUCCUCCUAUUAUUCACCGUGGUGAAUGAAAACCUGAGCUGGUACCUAGAUGAAAACAUCCAAACAUUCUGUUUGGAUCCAGCUAAUGUCAUCCCCUCUGAUCCUGAUUUCAAACGCUCUAACCAGAUAAAUGCUAUUAAUGGAUAUGUGUAUGGGAACCUUCCUGGGAUUGAGAUGUGCCAGAACAAAAAAGUUUCAUGGCAUUUUAUUGGCAUGGGCAAUGAGGUGGACAUCCACUCGGCAUAUUUUCAUGGGCAGACGUUGCUGAUUCAAGGACAUCGUGUCGACAGUGUCAGCCUGUUUCCUGCCUCUUUCAUGACUGCAGAGAUGGAGCCCUUAACACUAGGAAGAUGGCUGCUGAACUGUCAGGUUAACAGCCAUAUGCAAGAUGGUAUGCAGGCACUGUUCAAUGUUUCACUGUGUGCUGGUGAGACAAACUCUCUCAUUCCUCUGAAUGGGACAGUGAGGAAGUACUUCAUUGCUGCUGAGCUGGUUCGAUGGAACUACGCCCCAUCAGGGAUAGACAGUCUGACUAACCUUUCACUAACUGAAAAUAAGAGGCAUUCAGAGUUGUAUUUUGGGAAAGGUAAUGGUCACCUCGGUGGAGAAUAUACAAAGGUGGUAUAUAGAGCAUACACUGAUGAAACAUUUGCAGAAAAGAGCAGCACGGAUGCACACCUGGGCAUACUAGGUCCUGUACUAAGAGCUGAGGUCGGGGAUACUUUACAGGUCACAUUUCUGAACAAAGCUGAUAGAAAUUACAGCGUCCAGCCCCAUGGCCUCCAGUACACAAAGUCAUCUGAGGGAGCUCAAUAUGAGGAUGAUACAGAAAAAAAUGGAUCUCACGUGAAGCCAGGGGAUUCCUUCAACUACACGUGGUAUGUGAGAGAGGGACCAUCUAAGACUGAUCAGGACUGCAUCUCUUACCUGUACUUCUCCUCAAGUGACCCCAUCAGAGACACCAACUCUGGCCUCUUUGGACCUCUGCUUGUGUGUAAGAGAGGUACACUGAGCACCAAUAAUACUCAGAAAAAUGUGGACAAAGAGUUCUUCCUGCUCUUCACUAUGAUGGAUGAAAACCUGAGCUGGUAUCUGAAGAAGAACAUUCAGACAUAUGGGACAAAUGAAUCAGACCCAGAGAAUGAGGGAUUUCAGGAGAGCAACAAAAUGCAUGCGGUGAAUGGCUACAUGUAUGGUAAUCUACCAGGACUGGAGAUGUGUGUGAGUGAACGGGUCAGAUGGCACGUCCUAGGACUUGGCACAGAUGUGGAUAUGCAUGGGAUUUACUUCCAGGGAAACACCUUCAGCAGAGACGGAAUCACCCGCGACACUCUCGCCGUGUUUCCACACACUGCUGUCAGGGUUUUCAUGCAACCAAAUACAACCGGGCUUUUUGAGGUGAGCUGCAAAGUGAGUGACCAUUACAUGGGAGGGAUGAGGCAGCAGUACAGAGUAAAGAAUUGUGGGCAGAACUUGUCUGCUCUUCCCUCUGCUCCCACAGCACACUACUACAUUUCUGCAGAAGAGCUAGAGUGGGACUACUCACCAAAUCGCACCUGGGAGCUCCAUCUCUUCAAUGUUACAGAGGAGAAUAGUCCAGGCAGUGUAUUUGUGGGGACUGGUGAGAACAGGCUUGGCUCCAAAUAUAAAAAAGUGGUUUAUAGAGAGUACACGGAUGCCACCUUCAGCACCAGGAAGCAGCGGCAGUCUUCAGAGAAACAUCUGGAAAUACUGGGUCCAAUCAUCAGGGCAGAGGUCGGUGAAGUUCUUCAUAUUACAUUUCUUAAUAAGGCUAGCCGUCCAUACUCUAUCCAGCCUCAUGGAGUGAAAACUUCACCUCAGAAUCCAAAACCUGUGUUGCCCGGAAACAUGAGUAUGUACCAGUGGAUUGUUCCAGAGAGUUCCGGCCCAGGAGUCGCUGAUCCAAACUGCAUCACAUUUGCUUACUACUCUACUGUGGACUUCAUUAAGGACACAGUCAGUGGGCUAAUUGGACCCCUGGUUAUCUGCAGGAAAGGGAUACUAAACCAAAGAAGACAAAGACUGGACGUGGAUAGAGAGUUCGCUCUUCUUUUCUUUAUCUUUGAUGAGAACAUGUCAUGGUACCUGGAGCAAAACAUCCAAACCUACUACAACAGCUCAAAACCUCCAAUCAGAAAUGACGACUUUGUAGAGAGUAAUAAAAUGCAUGCAAUUAAUGGCAAGGUGUAUGGAAACCUUCAGGGAGUGGAAAUGCGGCAAGGGGAGAAAGCAAACUGGUAUCUCCUUGGGCUGGGUAGUGAAGUGGAUCUGCACACAGUGCAUCUACAUGGCCAGACCUUCAUCUACAAGACAGACCUGCCCCACCGGGCCGAUGUGUUUGACCUGAUUCCAGGCACAUUUCAGACACUGGAGAUAGUGGCAGACACUGAGGGAACGUGGCUGCUGCACUGCCAUUUGGAUGACCACAUUCUUGCAGGCAUGGAGACCACCUACAUCAUCAAGAGAUCAGGUGCCAGUGCUGUGACUCAUCACCUGGGCGUAGUCACCAUCUUGGCCUUUAUCUCCACCCUUGGACUAAAGUGAUUUAGUAACUAACUAAAAUAUAGUUUAUAGAUACUUUAUAGAUACUUUAUAGGUUUUGUUAAAAAAAAACCAUACAUAUAUCUAUUAUGUUUUAGUGGUGCAUAAUAAAUGGAAGAUUAUCAACCAAAAUCUUAGUUAUACAGUCACUAACAGAAAUUCCAAAACCUUGAAGAAAAUUUUAUAAAUAUUUUCUUCAGUUAUGACACAUUUUUUCUUAAAAGUUUAGGCAAUGUUCACCAGCUACACACAAAUUUCAUACCUAAACUCUUUUGCAUUAAAAGCACAUUUAAUCCAACAGCACACUUAACCUUACUUUGUCAUUCAAUACACAUCAUUCCACUCAGCAUAAUUCAAGUCAAAUGAAAUAUAGUUCUCAUGGACUAAGCGCAAGCUUAAAUGUUAACACAUAUUUCUAAAGUAUUUCACACUGAAUACACAGAUAAAAAAAAAGUACUCAGGUGAGCUCUUUUGUAUGUUUGGUGACAUGAAGAGAGGCCAAAGAGAGAAGGAGAAGGUAGAAGAGGAGAGAAUGUGGCCAAGAAGAUGAAGAGGAACAACCAAAGAAAUAUAUGCAACUACCUAUGAGAGAACCCAGACAGACCAGACAUCUAAACCUCUGUUGUGUCUAAAUCACUUCAGUAAUCAGGAUGGAUGAAGAAGACUCUCCAUAUCUGUUUGCUUUUGCCAGACAGAGAUGCAUUUUAGUGAAUUGACUUUGAGUGUUUAGAUUUAUAUUUAGGGUUUAACUGUUUUAGCUGUUUAAUUAAAACAUGACCAUAGCCUUUAAAAGUCUAUAGCAUGACUUUUCUGUAUCUUACAGAGCCCUGCUGGUGAUAUCCCUUUUUUAGAAAAAUAAUGUGAGACCUGAUUAAUGCAAGGGAACUGGAUCCAACUGCAUAGCCAUAACUUAGUAAGGCGUCAUGGCUACCCUAUGCUUUACUAUGUGAUUAACUGGUUCUCUCAUGUUAUUAAGUCAAUCAUUAUCAGUUAACCAUCGCAUUCUAAUGACUUAGAGAUCUUAGAGCACAUAGGGUAAGAUAUGUGCUUGUUAUAAAUUAUGCCAUGUCUCACUGCAAGUGACUAUACACGUAUAGUUCAUUCAAAGAAGAAAAUAAAAAUAAAAUUCUCUUUACUCCAUUUGUGCAGAAAAGCUUAUAUUCUGUGUAGACCUUGAUGCCAAAUGAAUCUCUUUCCUUUCUCAAUCAUUAAUAGCAUUAAUAAAUUAUACAUAAAACAAAACAAAAGAACGGAAGUCACCAGAUGGGCUCUGUAGUAGUAGGGUGAAUUACCAUAUAUUGGGAAUUUUCACCAAGUCUAUGAUUUCUUGCCUUUAAUAAAACUAAAUUAUCUGACACGCAAUCCUUUUCUGAAGUCCUCAAAGUGUUGAUUAUCUAUAUGUGAAGGAAAAUGUUCUAUCAUCUUCAGAAGCAUCAGAAUCAGAAGCAUGGCUUACUGAGAAUAAUUUUUAAUGACAUGUUUAGUAAUGUGGGAUACAUAAUUUCACUGUGUAGACCAUUAUGUAUAUAGGUGUAGGUCUUUACUUUCAUCCUCAAUAAAAAAAUAAAUACUUUUAUAUAUGUUUAUAGAAUUUAAUGUAAUAUUUAUUCAUGGCAUCAAUGAAUGAAAGUUCAAAAACAAGAAAAGUCUUCAAAAGACCUUCAGCAUAUUCUAAUACUAAGACAAAUAAGUAAAUAUUACUACGUAUUAAGAUGUUGGUCUCAGUGACAUUUUAUAAUUAAUUUCUUAUAGCAAUAAAAAUAAUAAUAACAACAACAACAGCAACAGCAGCAGGUAAAAAACAAAUUGUUAAUA
Molecule: messenger RNA, 6084 nt
Organism: Ictalurus furcatus (blue catfish)
Lineage: Eukaryota; Metazoa; Chordata; Actinopteri; Siluriformes; Ictaluridae
Product: ferroxidase HEPHL1-like
Exons: 19
Coding region: 985-4272 (1095 amino acids)
Biological process (GO): iron ion transport
Cellular component (GO): plasma membrane
Molecular function (GO): ferroxidase activity; copper ion binding
Source: RefSeq, a predicted model, not a curated record